GACGUUAACGCGCAUGUGCAAUGCAAAAUCAAGGUGGGGCAAAAAAAACUUGAAUGUUUCUGAUAGGGAAAAGGAGUUGGGCUGCGUGAAAUUGACGCUAAUUAUAAUCUGAUUUGCAGCCAAACAACCACUGCAGUUUUGAUCCAGCUGUGUUGUCACAUCUUCUCCGUCUUCAUUCACCUUUUCUUUCCACAAACGGGUUCUCGAGGCUACAGUGUAUCGUUUCAAGAGGAAGACACAUUUCUUCAUAUAAAAAAGGCUACUUUCCAGAUGAUGUUGUCAGGAGACGAACAAGAUACCAGCCCUGCCUGCUUUUAUUGAGGUACUUUGGGACUGCUGAAGCUUCGGGUCACCUGAGGCACAUUUCACUUCCUCAUCAGGACUUGCUGCGUUGUUUUGCACUUCGUCAUUCACUGUCGCUUGUUUAUUUCGUGGAUGGGGAUUUGCCUGCUGCCACUUAGAUGAAAAGGGACACUGAACUGUAGAAGAAUCUCUUUUGGCCACAAACAGCUUCUGUACGUGUGUGUGUGGGUGUGUUUACCAGCUCUAAUGGUAGCAGCUAGAAAAAGUCACCUGUGACAGGAUUCAACCGCCUCAACAUGACAGAGGUCCAGACUCCAUGGCCACAGGGCACAGAGUGUGUGGCCAGGUACAACUUCAAAGGCACAUCAGAGCAGGACCUGCCCUUCAACAAAGGAGACGUGUUGACAAUUAUUAUUGUCACAAAGGAUCCAAACUGGUACAAAGCUAAAAAUGCUGCAGGUCGUGAGGGAACCAUUCCAGCCAAUUAUGUUCAGAAAAGGGAGGGUGUGAAACAUGGAGGCAAGCUGAGUCUAAUGCCAUGGUUUCAUGGGAAGAUAACUCGGGACCAGGCAGAGUUGUUACUGGACCCCCCUGAAACAGGCCUCUUCUUGGUGCGAGAGAGCACCAACUUCCCCGGCGACUACACCCUGUGUGUGAGCUGCGACGGCAAGGUGGAGCACUACCGCAUCAUGUACAACAACAGCAAGCUUACUAUCGACGAUGAGGCCUUCUUUGAAAACCUGAUGCAGCUGGUUGAGCACUACACCAAAGAUGCAGAUGGCCUGUGCACCAAACUAAUAAAGCCAAAGCUGGAGGAAGGGACUGUGGCAGCUCAGGAUGAGUUCUCUAGGAGUGGUUGGUCGAUGAACAGAAGGGACCUGAAGCUGCUGCAGGUUAUUGGAAAAGGAGAGUUUGGAGAUGUGAUGGUGGGAGACUACAGGGGGACCAAAGUAGCUGUAAAGUGUAUAAAACAUGAUGCCACAGCGCAGGCCUUCAUUGCAGAGGCAUCCGUCAUGACGCAACUACGGCACGACAACCUGGUGCAGCUGCUUGGAGUGAUAGUAGAGGAGAAUGGGAGUCUGUUUAUAGUAACUGAGUACAUGGCAAAGGGCUGUUUGGUCGACUACUUACGAUCCAGAGGCCGGACGGUACUUGGGGGAGAUGCUCUCCUUAAUUUUGCACUUGAUGUCUGUGAAGCAAUGGCGUACCUGGAGACCAAUAACUUUGUCCACAGAGACUUGGCCGCCCGCAACGUUCUGGUGUCGGAUGACAACAUUGCCAAAGUCAGUGACUUUGGACUGACCAAAGAGGCCUCCUCCACUCAGGAUACAGCUAAGCUCCCUGUGAAGUGGACAUCCCCAGAGGCUCUCAGAGAAAAGAAAUUUUCCACCAAAUCAGACGUUUGGAGCUACGGUAUAUUGCUUUGGGAGAUUUACUCUUUUGGACGAGUGCCUUACCCACGAAUUCCACUAAAAGACGUUGUGCCUCGAGUGGAGAAGGGAUAUAAAAUGGACUGUCCAGAUGGCUGUCCUGAAGUGGUGUAUAACAUCAUGAAACAGUGCUGGAACCUGGAUCCUGCUGCUCGGCCAAGCUUUCAGAUGUUAAAGGAGUGGCAACAACAUAUCAGCCAAGGGAUGGGAAAAAAGCAAUGACAGAUCUGAGAGGAACGGAAACAAAAACUGACUUUCUUCUUCUUUCAUUUUGAGUAAUUGGACACAACCUGGGAUAAAAACAAAGAUUGCUAACCAAUUUUUUUUGGCAAAGUUCUUCAUAAACUGUCACGUGCUGCCCAUAAACAGUCAAAGAUUACGUUUCUGAGCGUCAUCCCUCAAUUCCAGUUGUUCAAAGUUCAGUAUCUAAGACAGGCCAACUUUUCCUGUCUGUAGAGAUUAAAAGUGAAUGAUUGAUUGUAAUAAAGAUGGUCUUUCCUUUAAACACAGUGCUGCCUCAGAGCCACAGUGCCUUGACCUUUUUACAGAAUAUAUUUUUAUGUCCCUCAAGUGAUUUCCUCGGCCAUACUUAUUGGCAUCAUUUCAUAUUUGGAUCCAUUAUAUACGUUUAACAAAGGAAACAUGCUUCAAAAGUAGGAAUACAUUUUUGAUACAUUAUGUCUGGCUGUAUUAUUUUCGUCUGUUUCCAGGUACACCAUGUGCAUAAAUGUUGAAUUAUUUUGUUAAAACAACUAAGUUAAAAUGUCUUUAAUUAUGCAGCUUUAUUUUUUUUUUUUAUCGUUUUAUAAUUUUAAAUGUUUUAUGCCUACUUUUUAUUCCUCUGUAAGUAAAAAAAAGAAGCACAAGUUUAGACAAAUGUCACUGUUACUACUGAUAAUAUUACCAUACCAUCCUGAACAUGCAUGUAGGUGAUACAUGUGCAGAAUAUUCCAUCCGACAUCAACACAUUUUGGAAAUGUUUGGAUUUGACCAAACUGUCAAGAUUUUGUAUGUAAUGAGGAAAGGAGGAUAAUUUUAAAUGUAUUGUGUUGUCAUUUUCAACAAAUAAAGAAAAGAAAAUGUGUCAUUC
This is a messenger RNA of Notolabrus celidotus (New Zealand spotty), 2823 nucleotides long. Its product is annotated as tyrosine-protein kinase CSK-like. NCBI's taxonomy places the organism in Eukaryota, Metazoa, Chordata, Actinopteri, Labriformes, Labridae. Gene Ontology annotation, biological process: regulation of Fc receptor mediated stimulatory signaling pathway; adherens junction organization; protein phosphorylation. The record is from RefSeq and is a predicted model, not a curated record. Gene Ontology annotation, molecular function: ATP binding; protein binding; protein tyrosine kinase activity. The coding region runs from base 600 to 1955 and encodes 451 amino acids. The transcript is spliced from 13 exons.